AGGAUGCAGGAAAUUCUGUUGUUUACACAUGUGUCUGUUACACUGAGAAGCAAGAGAAGCCCAGCAAACUGAGAGGGAGUGAAAUUAAGUGAUGGAUCAAAACACGAAUUUAGACUCCACUCAGAAACAAAUGGAAGAGAUAGAGGUUUUUGGGACCCAACCAACAGAACCCGAUAAAUUAGAUAGAUGUUGGCAACCAGGUGACCUUCUCUGUCAUUCAAAUAUUCCAUCUCAAAGUUUCUAUCCAAAUUCACCUCAUUAUGCACAUAUAGAUGCAAGUUACAGCAGUGAUUGGGAAAUUUUUGAAGCAGUAAAAAUUCAGGAACUGGAGGAAGUCAAAGCCAGAGCUGCCCAAAUGGAGAAGACCAUGCGCUGGUGGUCAGAUUGCACCGCCAACUGGAGGGAGAAAUGGAGCAAAGUUAGAGGAGAAAGAAAUAAAGCACGAGAGGAAGCAAGACAAUUGAGAAUCAAAUUAGACAGUAUGAUAAAAGAGCUAAGUGUGCUUAAAAAAAUAAAUCAGGACUUAGUAACUGAGAAAGAAAACUUAGAAAAUGGAACUGCAUGGAAAACGGAAUGCCAUUGCUCAGAAAUAUCCUGUAUUAAAAAGGACCAAAACCUGUUAAUGUUUCUGGAGCCAGAACCUACAAAAGACCUAAACAAAAUCGUCAAAAUUCCUGGGGCAGAAGACACAAAGAAGGAUGUAAACAAAGACCAAAACAAUGACAAUAAAAAAUUUAGUCCAAAGCCUCCUGAUUUCUUCCCCAGUGGACUACCCAGCAUCUAUUUGGGGGAACCUAAAAUAAGUUUGGACACUGCUGCUAAGACAACAGAGAAUGAUUUAAUACAUGUAUCAGUCUUAAAUUUGCAUUUGGCUGAGAUGAGAAAAAUCUUACAGAAGGAAAGAGAAAUGAAUGUAUUUCUGGAGAGAAAAAUGGAAAAGAUGGAAAAUGAAUUAUUUCUUUGGAAAUGGAAAUAUGAAGAACUGAGACAAAUCAAGCUGGAAAAUCUGAAACAGCUGGAAAGAAUGCAGUGCGAGAGUGCCUCUGAAUGGGGAAAGAGAGAGCGACUAGAAGCAGAGAAACAAAGUUUGGAAGAAGAGACCAGAAAACUAAAAAUGCAGGUAAAAGAAAUCCAGGAACCUCUGGAGACAAUUAAAUAAAAAAUA
This is a messenger RNA of Cyanistes caeruleus (blue tit), 1165 nucleotides long. The record is from RefSeq and is a predicted model, not a curated record. NCBI's taxonomy places the organism in Eukaryota, Metazoa, Chordata, Aves, Passeriformes, Paridae.